GCAAAUAAACUAAUGAAGUCCCAAUAGUACUAAUAGACACACACUUGUGAAUUUCUUCAUCAUAUAUAUUUGAAGUUAUCAAGUAAUCUGAGACACAGCUAAAGAAUAAAGAUGCAGAUGCUGCAACUCAAGUUCUUACUGGCCAUAACCUUGACAUUGUGGUGGUGGAGCGACAUCAAUCAUCACGGUGCAGUCGCGGCGCCGCAGACAAAGUUGCUGAACGCAGGGUGCAGCACGUACAACGCUUCUAACCUGCGCAGUUUCCAUGCCAACAUCAACGACACGUUUUCGGACCUGCGAGCGGAGAUUAGGAACCAGAGCAACAACCACUUCGCGACGUCGCAGAAAGCAAGGGGGGAGGUGAUUACCUUUACCAUGCUUCAGUGCAGAAACUACCUCUCCAGAAAGGAUUGCCUCGCUUGCUUCGACGCUGCUGAUAAGAAAAUCCGCAACUGCUCCGCCGCCAACGGUGCCAGAGUCAUCUACGAUGGCUGCUUCCUCAGGUACGAGAGCGAGAGGUUCUACGAUCAAACCAAUGAACAAGGUGGCGGUGUGUCAUGUGGGAACAGGACUGCUGCAAAGGAUGUUAGUGCUUUUGGAGCAGCUGGAAUACAAGCGCUUAUGGACCUCCAAAUAGCAACACCAAAAAUUAAAGGCUUUUAUGCAGCUACUAAGACAAUGUUAGCUCCUGGUGGUGGCGGCGGUGCAAUCUAUGCCGUUGCACAGUGCGUUGAGACAGCCACAGAGACCAACUGUCUCAGUUGCUUGACAGUUGGAUUCAACAACUUGCAGACUUGUCUUCCCAAAUCAGAUGGCAGAGCAUUUGAUGCAGGGUGUUUUAUGAGAUACUCUGAGACACCCUUCUUUGCUGAUAACCAGAGCAUUGACAUCAAACCCUAUUUGAAAGAAGGAGGUUCAAGCAAGAAGUGGGUCAUUAUAGGUGGUGUUGUUGGAGGUGUAGCUCUUCUUCUGAUCCUCCUUGCAUUUUUCGCCUGGCGACGAUUCAGAAAACCCAAGAGGGUUCCUAGGGGGAAUAUACUGGGAGCAACUGAGUUGAGAGGUCCAAGCAACUACAAGUAUAGUGAUUUGAAAUCUGCAACAAAAAAUUUCAGUGAUGAAAAUAAACUAGGAGAAGGAGGCUUUGGCGAUGUCUACAAGGGUACUCUGAAAAAUGGAAAAAUAGUUGCAGUCAAGAAAUUAGUUCUGGGCAAAUCCAGCAAGAUGGAGGAUGACUUUGAAAGCGAAGUCAAGCUUAUAAGCAAUGUUCAUCACAGGAAUCUUGUUAGACUUCUUGGUUGUUGCAGUAAAGGGGAAGAGAGAAUCCUGGUUUAUGAAUACAUGGAAAACAGCAGCCUUGACAAAUUCUUAUUUGGUGACAAAAAAGGCUCCCUCAACUGGAAACAAAGGUAUGACAUAAUUUUAGGCACUGCAAGGGGACUGGCAUAUCUACAUGAGGAGUUCCACAUUUCCAUCAUACAUAGAGAUAUAAAGACUAGCAAUAUUCUCCUGAGUGAUGAGCUUCAGGCCAAAAUUGCUGAUUUUGGAUUGGCACGCCUUCUGCCAGGGGAUCAAUCUCAUCUCAGCACAAGAUUUGCAGGAACAUUGGGAUACACAGCACCAGAGUAUGCAAUUCAUGGUCAAUUAUCAGAGAAAGCUGAUACCUACAGCUUUGGUAUCGUAGUCCUAGAAAUCAUAAGUGGUCGAAAGAGUACAGAAGUGAAGGUUGAUGAUGAUGGUCAUGAAUACCUUCUUCAACGAACAUGGAAACUGCAUGAGAGAGGCAUGCACUUGGAGCUGGUGGACAAGGCUUUAGACCCUGAUGAGUAUGAUGGAGAAGAAGUGAAGAAAACCAUAGAGAUUGCUUUGAUGUGCACUCAAGCUUCAGCUGCAAUGAGGCCAACCAUGUCUGAAGUAGUAGUCCUGCUCCAAAGCAAGAGCUUAAUGGAUCACCUGCAACCAACUAUGCCUGUGUUUGUUGAUACGAAUCUCAGGUCCCGUGACGGCCACUCUACCUCAACUGGUUCUUCUAUGUCAAAUGCCACUGCCUCAUUUACUAUUCCCUCAGCCAGAUGAUUAUCGGACGUAGUAAAGGGACUUGAAUAAGAAAAGUAAUUGAGGAUUGCUCUUCAUUUCAGAUACAUAUCAAUCAUACAAGUCAAUAAUGUUUGGAUUUGCCAUAAGCACGAACUCGAAGUAUGUUUUUUCCAUAGCUACAAACAGCUAAGUUGAUCGAUGACAUAAAGAUCUAAGUCUCCUUCAAACAGCUUAGUUGACACAUUAUUGGAAAACUGGACAUAAUGAAAAAAAAAUCUAAUAUAAGUUUCUCCUUUUAA
Molecule: messenger RNA, 2333 nt
Organism: Lotus japonicus
Lineage: Eukaryota; Viridiplantae; Streptophyta; Magnoliopsida; Fabales; Fabaceae
Product: cysteine-rich receptor-like protein kinase 2
Exons: 8
Coding region: 112-2073 (653 amino acids)
Biological process (GO): protein phosphorylation
Molecular function (GO): ATP binding; protein kinase activity
Source: RefSeq, a predicted model, not a curated record